AUGACCACCAUCAUCUACCUUCUGCGCCGCGACGUGCCUCCAAGAUGGCCAUCAAGCGACUAUGCCGUGAAACUGUUUGCUGAACACCGUCGGGGAAGAAUCCGACGGGGCCUUUCGUACACGGGGUCUGUCAUAGGUCGCCAGCCACUCCCCACUCCCGCAUCCCCUCGCCGAGCUCGCGACGGGUGUCAACACCUGGCCACGCGCGUGCUCGGCAACACCUUCAUCCUUGGACGCACACGCCAUUCUCCGAUGAAUGUCUGCCUUCCCCCCAACGUGGUCGCGUUCUUCCGCGUCUUCAUGCGCCUCCAACGCGUCGGCCACCUCACCUACUGGCUCUCCGAAUUUCACGCACGCAUCCUCAGCGGCUCCACGGCACGCUCCAGAUCUCGGAUCGCAAGCCGCGGCGCAUGCUCACGGACCCAGUGGCUCGUCAACCUUGAUAUCGUGCUCGAGACCACGCUCACCGCCCUCAGCUUCUCCACGCUCACCGCGCUCCCAGCCGGGCACCCGCUCCCGUGGUGGUCGCCACAGGCGCCGUUCCAGCUGUGCACGCUCCUCGUCCUGUGCCGCGUGGACGCCAUCUCUCUCGGCUCGCUCGCCGGGGCCGACCUGGUCCGGCGCGUGUUCGAGGACCGGCCGUGGGCGCCAGUGCCAGGGACGGCGUUCGUGCUCACCGAGCUCGAGUACGUGCACCGCAGCAAGUCCGUGCGGGUCCGGAUGAGCGAAACGCGGGUGGUACGGACGCGGGAGGAGAGGCGGCAUGCACGAUGCUGUGCCGAGGUGAGAAUCGGUCUCAAGCGCUCGACGAAACAACCUGCGGCCCAUCGGUUUGAACCUGCUCCGGACGGCGGGUGGGACGCGCUGCUGCUCGAUCGCGCGCCGCUAGCUGUGAGGCCUGCAGCGCGCAAGCCUAGCCCGACGGGGGCGAAGCUUUCGAGCAAGCUUCAAGCUUUCCGCCAGACCGUCAAGCCUGCGGGAAGGGAUACCGGCCGGAUGCGAUCGUGA
Molecule: messenger RNA, 1008 nt
Organism: Epithele typhae
Lineage: Eukaryota; Fungi; Basidiomycota; Agaricomycetes; Polyporales; Epitheliaceae
Exons: 4
Coding region: 1-1008 (335 amino acids)
Source: RefSeq, a predicted model, not a curated record